This is a messenger RNA of Exophiala viscosa, 1227 nucleotides long. RefSeq lists its product as uncharacterized. Gene Ontology annotation, biological process: poly(A)+ mRNA export from nucleus. The record is from RefSeq and is a predicted model, not a curated record. NCBI's taxonomy places the organism in Eukaryota, Fungi, Ascomycota, Eurotiomycetes, Chaetothyriales, Herpotrichiellaceae. The coding region runs from base 255 to 1040 and encodes 261 amino acids. The transcript is spliced from 2 exons. Gene Ontology annotation, cellular component: nucleus.
AUUUAACAGGGUCUACGUAUGGGACAGGUAAAUUCCAGGUAACCCUGCGAAACGAAACGCGCCGAUUUCGCCGACAGCCAUCAACACCAGCAUACAGUAUCCUUUCAAUUGCUGCCUACUAUCUCUCACGCUUCGCUAUCUAGUUGAUUCCCAUUGGUGUCAUCCUCAGUCAGAGCUCGAAGCAGGGAUCCCUCUAUUGCUGACUUUGCGCAACCCAACGGCGCAAUUGACGCGACCUCCAUCAGGUUCCAAUCAUGGUCGACUAUGCGAAGAAGACAGUGGCAGAGCUGCAAGAAAUACUGAAAUCGCGGAGCCUGUCGCAUACUGGAAAGAAGGCCGAACUCAUCGCAAGACUCACUGAAGCCGAUGAAGAAGCUGCUCAGAACGAAGCGACUAAAGCCCCUCCUGCCGAAGCAACCAGUGCGCCACCUGCGCAAAUACCAGAACCUGCAGAAGAAGCGGCCCUAGAGCCAACAGCGGCAUCCCAAGAUGCUCCGGUAGCUGAACACAUUGAAACGACUGGAACUGCUGCCGCUGCGGACACCGAGCCAGCACCUGCAGCUUCAGAGUCGUUUGCGCUUCAUCUACCCACCUCAGAGGUCGACGCGGAGCUAGCCAAGCGCAAAGCCCGCGCUGAACGAUUCGGUGUUGCGAACGGGGAUGUAGGCGCUGCUGGUACAGAAGAUCCAGACACUGAAGCAGCGAGAGGUUUGGAACGUGCGAAACGUUUCGGCACCGGACAGACAGCGAUGGGCAAGUUGGACGAGGCUUUACCAUCAGAGAUUGGAAGAGGUGGUAGGAAACGUGGCAGGACAGAGGAGACCAGUGCUAUGGACGAUCCUGCCCUGCGGAGAAAUCUCAGUGGACGUGGCCGAGGAGGAGGUCGCGGUGGAAGGUUCCGUGGAAGAGGACGGGACGACUCCAGGAAGAGAACGGGAGAGAGACCUACUGGCGUGUCCAAGUCGAGCAACAUUUUCUCUUCAGAGGCGGAUCGUCAGGCGGCUGAAGCAAGGAAGAAGAAGUUUGCGUCGGCGACGUGAUCCGAUUUUCGUUUGGGUUUGUACAAGAGCUUUACAUGGUUGGUUCUGGGAAAGGAAGACGUUCACAGGCUUUUAACAGUCGCAAAAGCAGAAAACUCGAUACGAGAUGGAUAUCACUACUGUGUACUUUAUUAGGCAGAGGUGGACAUUAUCAGAAAAGAUAUCAUUACGACACCUAUUCCGCAUG